AUGACACCAAUCUUGUAUCAGCAAGCUGCUGUUAUGGCUUGUGACAUUGCUUCCGUUCAUUACCUCAAAAUUCUGCUCCAACACAAAGGUUUGAAUAAAUUAUUUGAUGGAGUUAUCAGAGCUGUCUUGGCUCCUGAUCCAUGUGAAAAGACAACAAAGGAACAUUCCAAGGGUUGCACAAUUUGUUGA
Melampsora larici-populina 98AG31 is the source of this 189-nucleotide messenger RNA. RefSeq lists its product as uncharacterized. The record is from RefSeq and is a predicted model, not a curated record. The transcript is spliced from 2 exons. Lineage: Eukaryota; Fungi; Basidiomycota; Pucciniomycetes; Pucciniales; Melampsoraceae. Bases 1 to 189 code for a protein of 62 amino acids.